This is a messenger RNA of Asparagus officinalis (garden asparagus), 882 nucleotides long. Its product is annotated as transmembrane emp24 domain-containing protein p24beta3-like. Gene Ontology annotation, biological process: intracellular protein transport; endoplasmic reticulum to Golgi vesicle-mediated transport; Golgi organization. The coding region runs from base 108 to 737 and encodes 209 amino acids. The record is from RefSeq and is a predicted model, not a curated record. Gene Ontology annotation, cellular component: endoplasmic reticulum-Golgi intermediate compartment; endoplasmic reticulum; Golgi apparatus. The transcript has 4 exons. Lineage: Eukaryota; Viridiplantae; Streptophyta; Magnoliopsida; Asparagales; Asparagaceae.
UUUACCUCUAUUAGAUUCUGAAGAUCCCUUUCCAUCUCGAAACUCUAAAUUAUUUCGAAGAAUUAGACAAAAAAGAUCGAAUCUUUCACGGUCGAAUUCACAAAAUAAUGGAGAGAAGCAAGCGAUCGAUCAGAUUAUUCGAGAUCUUCCUCAUUCUAGGGCUUCUCGCUACCUUCCCUCGCAAUCUCUCAGCUCUCUCGAUCACAGUCAACGACGUCGAAUGCGUGUACGAGUUCGUUCUUUUUGAAGGCGAUACGGUUACCGGGAACUUCGUUGUUGUGGAUCAUGAUAUCUUCUGGAGCUCGGAUCACCCUGGGAUUGAUCUGAUUGUGACUUCUCCAGGAGGCAAUACUGUGCACACGGUGAGAGGAACUUCUGGUGACAAGUUUGAGUUCAAGGCUCCAAGAGCUGGAAUGUACAAGUUCUGUUUUCAUAAUUCACAGAAAACACCGGAGACUGUAUCUUUCUACAUACAUAGCGGUCAUAUCCCAAAUGAACAUAACCUUGCGAAAGAUGAGCUUAGGGAGGCAUUGGAGUCUGUUACAGCAGAACAAAAAUACUUGAAAGCACGUGAAGUUCGCCACCGCCACAUCCAAACUGGCAUCAGACUAAGAGGGAGGGGGAAGAUAUUAUUUUGUAGACUUUGGAUGACCGUCGGUUGGGUAAUGCAUGGAACCAUUGAAUCUACCAAGUCCCUAGGAACGGCAAGAACUUGCAGCUCUGUACCUUACAGGUGACAAUUUAGAUUUUGAGCACACAAUCACUUAAUGGUUUUCCAUGUGGUUUGAGAUCAGACAAGAUUCAUGUGGAGUUUGGGUUGAUGUUGUCACUUGUGCCUAUAUGUACAGUUGUACACUCAUUUUCUGUGAGGUUUUGUGAACU